UUAAUCAUGGUCUAUGUUGAGAAUUUCUUCCUGGAAAAAUAAUUUUGUAGCUCUGCUGUAGGCCAAAUUCACAUUCAUUUCUAUUAGUAGCAUGCCAUAGGAUGUUGGUUUCCAUUAUUUAUAUUCUAUUGAGACAAAUUCUAUCAUGAGUCACGAUUUUCCAACAACCUUUACUUUGGCCUAGGAGAAAAUGAUCCUGAAAGAUGAUCUAGGUAGUUUUAAUAGCUCUUUCUGAACCUCAGAUGUAACAGAAUGACUUUCUAGAUUAAAAGAAAUGCCCAUCAAAGUACAUAUGGGUAGAUAAUCAAUGGAUGGAGGCAGAUAAUCAUAUGGAAACAUUUACUCUUUAUCUUUGCUAUAGCUCUUUUAAAUAAACUGAUUAAUUCCUUUCAUGAUUUCACCCUUGAAACCACAAACUAUUUUGUUCUUUGUCAUUGUUGCAUGGCAUUCCAUUUGGCAGUCAGCUUAUUUUUAGCCAGACUAUCAAAGUAUUUUUCAACUGGACUGUCACUGCACUUAAACUUGGAAUCUUGCAACCUGAGGAACUGCGCUGGGGAAAAGAAGAAACUUCUAACAAAUGGGAAAUUAUAAAUCCAGACCAACGCAAACUUGUACUGAUGAAUGGAAGAAGAAAGUCAGUGAAUCUUAUGUUAUUGUAAUAGAAAGAUUAGAAGAUGACCUGCAGAUCAAAGAAAAAGAACUUACAGAACUGAGGCAUAUAUUUGGCUCUGAUGAUGCCUUCAGUAAAGUCAAUUUAAAUUACCGCACAGAAAAUGGUCUAUCUCUACUUCAUUUAUGUUGCAUUUGUGGAGGCAACAAGUCACAUAUUAGAACCCUCAUGUUAAAAGGUCUCCGCCCAUCUCGACUGACAAGAAAUGGAUUUACAGCCUUGCAUUUGGCAGUUUACAAGGAUAGUGUGGAAUUGAUCACUUCUCUGCUUCACAGUGGAGCUGAUAUACAGCAGGUUGGGUAUGGUGGCCUCACUGCCCUGCAUAUUGCUACAAUUGCUGGUAACCUAGAGGCUGCUGAUGUGCUUCUGCAACAUGGAGCUAAUGUCAAUGUUCAAGAUGCAGUUUUUUUCACUCCCCUGCACAUUGCAGCAUGCUAUGGGCACGAACAGGUAACUCGCCUCCUUUUGAAAUUUGGUGCUGAUGUAAACGUAAGUGGUGAAGUUGGAGAUAGGCCCCUCCACCUAGCAUCUGCAAAAGGAUUCUUUAAUAUUGUGAAACUCUUGGUGGAAGAAGGCAGCAAAGCAGAUGUAAAUGCUCAGGACAAUGAAGAUCACGUUCCACUCCAUUUCUGUUCUCGCUUUGGACAUCACGAUAUAGUGAAGUACCUGCUCCAGAGUGAUUUAGAAGUUCAGCCACAUGUUGUCAAUAUCUAUGGAGACACCCCUUUGCACCUGGCAUGCUACAAUGGCAAAUUUGAAGUUGCCAAGGAAAUCAUUCAAAUAUCAGGAAUAGAAAGUCUGACUAAAGAAAACAUCUUCAGUGAAACAGCUUUUCACAGUGCUUGUACUUACGGCAAGAGCAUUGACCUGGUUAAAUUUCUUCUUGAUCAGAAUGUCAUAAGCAUCAACCACCAAGGAAGGGACGGGCACACAGGGUUGCACUCUGCUUGCUACCAUGGUCACAUUCGCCUGGUUCAGUUCUUACUGGAUAAUGGAGCUGAUAUGAAUCUGGUAGCUUGUGAUCCAAGCAGGUCUAGUGGUGAAAAAGAUGAGCAGACGUGUUUGAUGUGGGCUUAUGAAAAAGGACAUGAUGCAAUUGUCACACUGCUGAAACAUUAUAAGAGACCUCAGGAUGAAUUGCCCUGUAAUGAAUAUUCUCAGCCUGGAGGAGAUGGCUCCUAUGUGUCUGUUCCAUCUCCUUUGGGGAAGAUUAAAAGCAUGACAAAAGAGAAGGCAGAUGUUCUCCUCUUAAGGGCUGGCUUGCCUUCACAUUUCCAUCUUCAGCUCUCAGAAAUUGAGUUCCAUGAGAUUAUCGGCUCAGGUUCCUUUGGGAAAGUGUAUAAAGGACGAUGCAGAAAUAAAAUAGUGGCUAUAAAACGUUACCGAGCCAACACCUACUGCUCCAAGUCGGAUGUGGAUAUGUUUUGCCGAGAGGUGUCCAUCCUCUGCCGGCUGAAUCACCCGUGUGUCGUUCAGUUUGUGGGUGCUUGCUUGAAUGACCCCAGCCAGUUCGCCAUUGUUACGCAGUACAUAUCCGGGGGUUCCCUGUUCUCCCUGCUCCAUGAACAGAAGCGGAUACUUGAUUUGCAGUCAAAAUUAAUCAUUGCAGUGGAUGUUGCCAAAGGUAUGGAGUACCUUCACAACUUGAGACAGCCAAUUAUUCACCGUGACUUAAACAGUCACAAUAUUCUUCUCUAUGAGGAUGGGCAUGCUGUGGUGGCAGAUUUUGGAGAAUCAAGAUUUCUGCAGUCUCUGGAUGAAGACAACAUGACAAAACAACCUGGGAACCUCCGCUGGAUGGCUCCUGAGGUGUUCACACAGUGUACACGCUACACAAUCAAGGCGGACGUCUUCAGCUAUGCGCUGUGUCUGUGGGAACUUCUCACGGGAGAAAUUCCCUUCGCUCAUCUCAAGCCAGCGGCUGCGGCAGCAGACAUGGCUUACCACCACAUCAGACCUCCCAUCGGCUAUUCCAUCCCGAAGCCCAUAGCAUCUCUGCUGAUGCGAGGGUGGAAUGCAUGUCCCGAAGGAAGACCUGAAUUUUCUGAAGUUGUUAGCAAGUUAGAAGAGUGUCUCUGCAACAUCGAGCUGAUGUCUCCUGCUUCAAGUAACAGCAGCGGGUCUCUCUCACCUUCCUCUUCUUCUGAUUGUCUGGUGAACCGCGGAGGGCCUGGCCGGAGCCAUGUGGCAGCUUUACGAAGUCGUUUUGAACUGGAAUAUGCUCUAAAUGCAAGGUCCUAUGCUGCCUGGUCGCAAAGUGCUGGACAAUGUUCCACUCAAGGCCUGUCUUUGGAUGACAUGAAGAAAAGUCUUCAGUUCUCAACCAUUGACAAAUAUGGCUACGUGUCUGAUCCCAUGAGCCCGAUGCAUUUUCAUUCUUGCCGGAAUAGUGGCAGCUUUGAGGAUAGCAGCUGA
Messenger RNA from Dama dama (fallow deer), 3085 nucleotides. It is a transcript of the gene TNNI3K, whose product is annotated as TNNI3 interacting kinase. The transcript is spliced from 25 exons. Gene Ontology annotation, molecular function: ATP binding; RNA polymerase II-specific DNA-binding transcription factor binding; protein kinase activity. Gene Ontology annotation, cellular component: nucleus. Lineage: Eukaryota; Metazoa; Chordata; Mammalia; Artiodactyla; Cervidae. The record is from RefSeq and is a predicted model, not a curated record. Bases 578 to 3085 code for a protein of 835 amino acids. Gene Ontology annotation, biological process: protein phosphorylation; regulation of transcription by RNA polymerase II.